Condylura cristata (star-nosed mole) is the source of this 1590-nucleotide messenger RNA. RefSeq names its product UDP-glucuronosyltransferase 2B31-like. NCBI's taxonomy places the organism in Eukaryota, Metazoa, Chordata, Mammalia, Eulipotyphla, Talpidae. The record is from RefSeq and is a predicted model, not a curated record. Gene Ontology annotation, molecular function: UDP-glycosyltransferase activity. The transcript is spliced from 6 exons. Bases 1 to 1590 code for a protein of 529 amino acids.
AUGUCUGCGAAGUGGAUUUCAGCUUUUCUGCUGCUUCACCUCGGCUGUUACUUUAGUUCUGGGAGCUGUGGGAAGGUGCUGGUGUGGCCUGCAGAAUACAGCCUUUGGAUGACUACAAAAACAAUCCUGGAUGAACUUGUUGAGAGAGGUCACGAAGUGGUUGUUCUGACAACUUCAGCUUCCAUUCUUGUUGACCAUAGCAAACAAUCUGCCAUUAAAUUUGAAAUUUAUCCUACAUCUUUCUCUAAAACUGAGUUUGAAGAUGUGUUCACGCAAAUAGUGAAUGAAUGGACAUAUGAGUUGCCUAAAGACUCCUUUUGGGAAUACUUUACAAAAUCUCAAGAUAUUGUUUGGAAAUUUUUUGAUGCUUUUCAACAGCUCUGUAACGAUGUAGUCAAAAACAAGAAACUUAUAACAAAGCUCCAAGAAUCAAAAUUUGAUCUUGUUCUCGCAGAUGCUGUGGGGCCCUGCGGUGAGCUGCUGGCAGAGUUACUUAAAGUACCUUUUGUGUAUACUCUACGCUUCACACCUGGAAAUCAAUUUGAAAAGCAUACUGGAAAACUUCCUCUCCCACCAUCCUAUGUACCUGUUGUUUUGUCAGAAUUAAGUGACAAAAUGACAUUCAUGGAGAGGGUAAAAAACAUGAUAUAUGUGCUCUUCUUUGACUUUUGGUACCAAACAAUAAAUGAGAAGCCAUGGAAUGAUCUUUAUAGUGAAGUACUAGGAAAACCUACUACUUUAUUUGAGCUCAUGGGGAAAGCUGACAUAUGGCUCAUUCGAAACUAUUGGGAUUUUUGGUAUCCUCAUCCACUCUUACCAAAUUUUGAGUUUAUUGGAGGAUUCCACUGCAAACCUGCCAAACCACUGCCUAAGGAAAUGGAAGAGUUUGCACAGAGCUCUGGAGACAAUGGUAUUGUGGUGUUUUCUCUGGGCUCAAUGGUCAGUAACAUGCCAGAAGAGAGAGCCAAUGUGAUUGCAUCGGCCCUUGCCCAGAUUCCACAAAAGGUUCUAUGGAGAUUUGAUGGCAAGAAGCCAGCUACCUUAGGAGCAAAUACUCGGCUAUAUAAAUGGCUCCCCCAAAAUGACCUGCUUGGUCAUCCAAAAACCAAGGCUUUUAUUACCCAUGGGGGAGCCAGUGGCAUCUUUGAGGCGAUCUACCAUGGCGUCCCGAUGGUGGGCAUUCCCCUGUUUGCGGACCAGCCUGAUAACAUGGCGCAUAUGAAGGUCAAGGGAACAGCUGUUAUAUUGGACUUACAAAAAAUGUCAAGCACAGAUUUGCUGAAUGCACUGAAGACAGUUAUUAAUGACCCCUCAUACAAAGAGAAUAUCAUGAAAUUAUCAAGGAUACAGCGCGAUCAGCCAAUGAAGCCUCUGGAUCGAGCUAUCUUCUGGAUCGAGUUUGUCAUGCGCAAUAAAGGGGCCAAGCACCUGCGGCCGGCCUCCCAUGACCUCACCUGGGCCCAGCUCCAUUCCCUGGAUGUGAUUGGGUUCCUGCUGGCCUGUGUGGCAACUGUAGUGUAUGUCACUGCAAGAUGUUGUCUGUUUUGUUGCCGGAAGAUUGUCAAAACAGGAAAGGACAAAAGAGAAUAG